Messenger RNA from Alternaria burnsii, 6927 nucleotides. RefSeq lists its product as uncharacterized. NCBI's taxonomy places the organism in Eukaryota, Fungi, Ascomycota, Dothideomycetes, Pleosporales, Pleosporaceae. The record is from RefSeq and is a predicted model, not a curated record. Bases 1 to 6927 code for a protein of 2308 amino acids. The transcript is spliced from 6 exons.
AUGCCACCCAAAACAUCAAGAGAUAGCUCGAACGAGAGAAACGACAAAGAAGAGCUUCCACAGAGUCUAGGAACUAGAGUCCUACGUAACCGUAAUUCAAAACCAGCAACAUCGCAAGGGCUGCCAUCAUCUUUGAGUAAUCAAUUCUCAGCCACGAACAAAGACACGGGGGCUGGAGGUGACAUCGGUUUAUUCAAGCGUCCUCGAGAAAUCGUAGACCUGGAUCUGGAAACUCGGAAACAGAAACUGAUCAAAACACUACAGAAUGUGGAGAAGGCAGCCGAGAUACCUGACUUUGAAACGCAUCUUAGAGACCAAGCCCGAGCAAAAGAGCUCAAUGAGGACGAUAAAGACGCAAUCAUAGCUGCGGCUAACGAAGCAGUCGGUGGGAGCAACAAGUUCAAAGCUAAUGUACGCUCGAAAGCUCAUGAUAAUCGAUGGAUGGCAACUGCCUUAUACGAAGACUUCCUGUAUUAUCAAACGCCCGAACAUCGGUUGCAGUAUAGGGAGGAAUUCGAUGAAACGAAGCUAAUGAAGGCAAAGCCCAUGAGAAAGGGGCUACCGCCUGCUCUUCUUACAGGGGACGCAAGAUAUGAUAAGAAGCUACGUCCGUUCAUUGAUCUAUUUGAACAGGAUAAUGUCGGAACGACAGAAGAGAUAGACUACGAGAAGAUGGGUCCCGAUAGCUUGCAUGUAAGACUUCCAAGGGCAAGAAGAUUUGCAGUAGGAUUAGGUAGGCCUAGAAACCCACGUCUGCUGUCACCAAUAAGACUAUCUCUGGAUGUUAAGGCGAUAGAGAGGAGAAGAAGGGAGAUAGAAGACGUGGAAGGUGAUCAAUCUCUCACAUACGAAUCCCAUUCCGAGCGGCGAAAACGAGAAUUACAACUUUCACCAUCUCUACCAACAACUCGUGGUUCAAGCAGAACUCAUUUGGAGAGUGGACUGCACAUCGCAGCUGGAGAAACAUCGUUCGACUGGAGAACUUCCUAUGAUGAACGAGGUGCAGUAGCACCCGGCCGCACACUGAUCAUACCAGCAAAGCCCACAUUGGAGCUACAAGGAGACGAGCUCAAUGAGUUCUCGAAGCCACCAAUGACGCCUAUUGAAUACAAUGCAAGUAUUGUCCACCAUCACGUCGAAACCACGCCUUGGGCAGAAGCUACAGACGGUCGUAGAGAACGGGCGAAGGAAGAGACUAUGAACAGGAUGCCAGAAAUUGAUGUCGAAUCCAGUGAUGAAGACUCGAGUGACGACGAAGGUGAUGAGUUCGCGAUCAGCUACCGUCAAUGUAGCAGCCUGGAAGACUGUCCAUGCGGUAGUGAAGAUGAUCAUGGUCCUGUCGGUGGCAGUGGUCAUGGGUACGACAAAGAGGAGAAUAGUAGUCCCGGAGCGCCGCUCAGCAUCGCCGGAGGAGCACUUGAUAACUCGCAAACGACUCAACCCCGCACAGAGAUCAACCCUGAAAUCAAUAUUGAUUUGUAUCAAAACACCCCACCCACUACGAAGACCGCACCGAGAACACAUUCCGGAGCAGAGAAGAUGGCUGGGCCUCCGACAGCAAGACACGAUUACAAAAGUGGUGUAUACAACCGUCAACAACUACGACAAGGACUUAAGUACCUGAGUUUAAGCCAGAAUUCACCUAAGCUGAAGGAACUGCAUGACCGCAUCGACAAAUGGGACAGGGAGCACGCGCCCGACGCGGUGCACAAGUACAUCAUCAAGGACAAGCGUACUGCAGUAUCCUUCAUGACCGACAAGGUUUUCGACGACAAUUGGAUGGCUCAGGUCAAGGCCAAGCUCGAUGAGCAGAAUCCGCGAACCGAAGAAUCUGGAGAGAGAUCAGAUGAGGAAUUCGAAGAAGGGCAAAGACAGAAUUCUGAAGAAGGACAAGGCCAAGACUUCGACCAAGAGCAAGACCCCGACCCAGAAGACGUUGACGAAGAUGAAAUGAACGUUGAUUACGCUUCCGAACAAGGCGAUUCUGGUAAGAACUCGAUGAGUGGUGUUGUAGAAGGAGCAUUCACUAUUUCGACAGAGCAACAAACGACCAACCUUACGACCAUUGCGUCAUCCCACACUUCCAAGACCCCACGAGCGACUAAGUCUGGAGAGAAAGCCACCGGAACUGCUGGGACUGAACACCCGAGGAGGUCAGAGCGCAAUAUCAAAAACGUAACUGUAUCGAAGCAAACAGCUUCAUUGAACAAUCGAUCAGGGAAGACCACAAGCCAGAACACUAGCAAGCAUACACUCCUGAUGGCCGAAACACCGCACGUACCGCUUCUGUUGAAGUUGCGACUUAGUUCAGACAAGCUCCGCCAGGAACAGCUCCGCAACGACGCCGUUGCAAAAUCAAAGCUACCCGAAUCCGACGCGGACAACGCAACUAGCGCUACUGAACAAGUCAUUGUUGGCGAAGCACCUGGCGUCAAUGCACAAGAGACUAGACGUGUGACGCGUGGUAUGCUAGCUUUUGGCAGUACACAGAUGGGCGGUACACAGAUGCUCAUUACACAGAUGGACGGUACACAGAUUAGCGGGAUGCAGGAGGGGGUCAAUCAGAUGGGCACCAUGCCGGUACCGAGGGAUUUCGCUUUGGAUCCUCCAGGACUGAUCCCGCGCUCGCACUUCACCGACCCAGAAGAACGCCGUCAGUACGUGUGGAAUACCCGUCACUUGCGACCAGCGCGCAUGAAGACAACUUCCCCAGCUGCUCUCGCUAAACGUCAACGCGAGGACGCUGCGUUCGAAGCCGCUACGCAGAAGAGGCUCAAGGAAGAACGCGAGGCGCGCGAAGCCAACGAAGAGGAGUUUCGUCGCAGACGGGAAGAAUUCAUCGCCAAGGACAAGAAGGCGCGGAGGUGGGCCAAGGCCAUCGAAGAUGAUAUGGAGUUUUGGUACAAAUCGUCCCUUGCCCGUAAUGUCAAGAACGGAGCAAAUCCCAACCCUGAAGAGCUGGAGCAGCGUCGUAAGCUCAAGCAAGACGGUAUGAUGAGGGGCAUGAAUCCUUUCCCGGGCGUAAAGGGAGAUAUGAUGUCUUCCGAGGAUAAGAACAAGGAGAUAGAAGAGAUGCGGGAGUUCCUGGCACUUCAAGCAGCCAAGGAUAAGAUCCGACCUGCACCUACAGUCACAAGUCGAAUCGAGUCAGAAAACUUUCGGCCUUCGUUCAAGAUGGCGGAUAGAUACAGUAAAUUUAUCGUCAACGGGAACGGUAAAAACCCAGGGUUUCGACCGAUCUUUGAAGAGCAAUUCCGAUGCACAAACAUUCACGACCUCAAGAAGCAAGACUUCCUAGAGAUCGCACAGGAAUUCGAUAGGGCGAAUGCUCCCCUAACCUUGGACGAUCCAGAUAUCGGGACCAAGGCGAGCCAAGCACAGAAGGACGCGCUGCGCGCAGCUGUGGACGCAAGACGGAGGACGAGGCAGGGAGAUACAAAGGCGAAAGGCGGCAAGCGCACGACUUCAGGAAAGAAGAAGGCGACAGGUCAGCGCGCAAAAGCACAGGCACAGAAAACAGGAACGACGUCGGCGCAGCCCAAGAAGGACAAGACCAAUGCACAGAAGGACGAGGCCAGCCCAAGCGACGACGAAAUAGCAGAACAGGACGAUGACGGAGAUGUACGGAUGGCAGAAGACCAGGACGGCGGGGAUGCAACAACAGUAGUCGAUCCAACCGCGGACGCAAUCUCAGGCCUCCAUAGCAAGCGCAAGCGUCGUCCAACAGAGACUCCUGUCGCAAACAAGCGGAUACGUACUACGAGGUCGAAGCCUGUAGGGGAGGGGAAGCAUUCGCCAGAGCCAAAAGAAGACAAACAGGCUGCGGCGGUUUCCACCCGGACUACACGAGCGACGAAGCAAGCACGCGGGCAGAUAAAGACACGCGUAAUCCAAGAGACACCCCCUCUCGACUCCACAAGAUCGAUGGCAAGCCACAAGAACGAUUUGGACGGUGAAUCCGCUGGACCUCAAGAUAUGCUGUCCGCAGGCUCCAUUGGAAGCGACAAGACCCCACUUCGAGGCGAACCUCUUCAGAAAGAUAAGGGAGAGGCAGCUAGGCAAUUCGGAAGCGAGGAUUCCAUGGGUGACCAGGCCUCCAACGAGAGCGAAGAAUUCACUGGUGACGAGGUCGCCUCUGACGACGCUGCAUCUGUAGAGAGCAUCAAAGAAAGCGACUUGAAGAAUAUGUUAUCAAUGAACAACUAUUUCUGCGAGAAUCCCAACUGUCCAUAUGAUGAGGAGGAGGCGCACAACAGAGUGUGCGCAAAGACUGGCAACAUGGGUUCCAGUCGCGACCCCCACUGGAACCCUGAAUUCGAGGGUACACACAAGGUGGAUGGUUUCAUGCGCAUCGACCCAUUAGCGAAAAUGGUUCAGAAAAAGCCGAGCAGCAAUGCUGGGUCGAACAAAGGUGGGAAGGAUGGAAAGCCAGGGAAAAAAAGUGAUAAAACUGGCAAGGCAGAAGCUGAGCACGGGCGCAUCUCUCAACUUGUCCUGGUGACCAGAAAGCGGCGCGAUACAUGGGAUGUACUUCGAAAGCAAUUGGAGUCACACCAAGUUGCGCAAAAGAAAGAAACCAACAUCGAGCAAGACUACUAUGACUACUACACUUUAGAGGCAGAUCAUGCCGCAAAGGUUCAAGCGUACAAGGAUGCGGUCAGUCAGGACAAGAGUGGGAAGAAAGAACCAACGAAAUCAGCUAAGAGAGCAAAGGAUUUAGCAGAGAAGGCUUACAAGAAGGCUGGAAGAAACAUAAGAUCUAAUAAGGAAAAACGUCGUGCAGAGCAUGACUCGAUGAUGGCAGCUCAAGCAGAGCUCGAAGAUUGGCUCUACUACCAGGACAUCUCCAAGCGGCGGAGAAGGCUCCGGCUACUAGAUCCUGUGCAAAGGAAGGCGGUUGAAAAGGAGCGAUUCGAACGGCGUAUUGGAUAUAAGCUUGAGAUAUUAGGCAGCGGCAGCGACGAAGGCCACUUUGACUGGGUACAUUCGUUGCUUGAGUUGUACGACUCGAGAGACAUAGGUGGCAAACGAUACAAGCAAGGUCGACACGACCAUCUUGGAAACCACGUUGAGAGCAGGCAAGAAGGAGCCACGUUACCUGUCGUGGGACCGGGUGAGCUUCACCUGUGGACACCGAAUUACAGGCGUCAGCUUGUUGGCCUGCGUCCUUCUAGACUAAGCGACGACGACGACGACGAUGCCCGGCAGGACCUCGAACCGCAUCGCUUCGAGCUGGAUAAGGUCGCGAUUGAGGACAAGCGGGCAGCGAUUGAGAAGCAGUCCGACACCGAAACGCAGGAGUUGGAGUUUAAUACGCAUGAAGCAAGGCGUCGCCAUGAGGUCGCAAGAUACAAAGACUAUAGGCCUGAUACAUCAGGUGACAGAGUGAUCAAUACUUCGAACGGAGUCGUAGUCGAGAACAGGUGGGGACAAAUACGAACAGAGCGGGGUCUGUUCAUCUCUGCCAAAGAAAGCUCCUGGGAUUGGCGUACCUCAUAUGACUGCCUCGGGCCAGUAACAUCGGGCUGGUUCCCUGAGACCAGUGCAAUCAGGGACGAGGCUCCUGAAGAGUUGAUCAAUCAGGAUGACGACCUUGAGUACAGUGAGAAUGGCGGUGAUGAUGGCGUAAGCAGCGCACCUCAAAUUCCCGCAACAAACGUAGGAGAGGAAGUGCCGAAUGCAAGUGACGAGACAGCGGAGCAGCAUGGAGCCAUUUCGAAGCCACUUGCAGCAGCGCCAAAAGGUGGAGAGCCCGCGAAUGAUAAAGCUGGCUCUGCACAGCCAACAGACAAGAGCCUGAAGAAGAUCAAAGCGAAGAUUGAUUACCCUUACCCUGCCAGAGAGUUCCAUACAGGGAAAAAGCCUUCAAGGCUGAUUAUUCGUAAGUGGUUCACCACAGAGUGGGCGGAAGAAACGACUGGUCGCCGGGAACGUCACACAUAUCACAGGCGACCACAUUCUUCACCUGUCCAUUCACCACCACGAUCUCCGGUCAUGGAAGAAAUACCAGAUGCAUCCAUACCGGUGGGCUUCCCUGAGACACAAGACCGACCUAUUCCUUUGGAGCCAAGAUCUCGUAGGGGGUGUCCGUCCAACCCUGAGAGAUGCCGAGCAUUCUGGACUCAUUCUCCGAAUGAGUGUUGGAUUCCAUAUCCUGAGCAACCGAAACGCCCAAAAGACCCUAUCGAGUGGCCAAUACAGGAGAUAGACGCUCCCAAAGGUAUAGAUGAAGGCGGCCCGAAUGGCUAUGUGCCGACGAUUGGCAUGACUGUAUACAGCUCCAGGCUAUAUGACCACUAUGGACUACUAUAUCCGAACACAUCGCUACACAAUUACUUGCAGCGGCUGCAAUGGCCCAGAAUUGGUAUUCGAAUGCCCUAUGAGCCGAUGACGAUCGAGGAUCUUCGUUUGCGAAGGGACGAUCAAGACGAAACGAAUAUCGACCUGACAGCUAGCCCUACGGGAGAAGCUCAGCCUGGAAAGGGUUCGAGAGACAACUACAUGGGUACCGAAGGUUACAACGAGCUUAGCGAUGCGCCAUCUUCAUUAGUGGUCGCAGGAAACAAACGAAGAAAGCUGGGGACCGUGGUAGCGAAGGAUGCUAAUCGAAGAGCUCUCUACGAAGUCCGAUCAAUGGCGGUACCGAUCAUCAACACACCACAAGAACCUUGGGCUACACUAAACGAUCCUAGCGGAGGCGAUUCUGGCGAUGGUGGCGAAUCCGACAAUGAGGGAGAUCUCUUCUUCAGAUCAUAUGAAGACGAGUGCUUCCCAAACGGCCGCAGCGCAACUAGCGUAUCACCAGUAACGGGCGAAGAGAGUGAAAACCCAGAAACAUCCCUAGAGGAUAUAGUCUCGGAAGAUAUUGCUCCAGCGGUUGUGGUAUCUGGGGAGGACAUCGAAACAGGCCAUGCACAAGAUUUGUAA